UAUCAAAACCUCACCACAAAACUUUAAAUGACGCCUAACAAUACAAAACAUUAAGUAAUGGAUAUUGAAUGGUCAUUUUGCCCAUACAAGCUAGUUACCCACAGUCUUUGGAACGAUACUGACCAGACAACCUAAAAAGAUCUUACUCAAUCCAUUUUGUCGUAUUUGAUUACAUCUAGCUGUGGUCGAGGAAGUUAAUAUUUUGUCUUUUGAAAACCGAACCAACUUCAACAAGAUACUAAUCUAAACUGAAAUUAGCUCGAGGCUCUGGCCAAAUGCAACCAUUAAAUUUACUCGUCAAAUUCCACUACUGUCAAACUACAUCAUUUUGGUCCCGUGUAGAGAGUUAUUGUCUUCGAAACGUCUUCCUAAAUGAAGAUUGUUUUAAGAAUCUCUGACAGCACAAAGGAAACUUCACGCAAUUUUACCAAUUUCUAAGACGACCAGAUGUUCGAUCGCACAGGUGUGGCUGACAAUGGAACACUAGUUGCUUGUCAAAGCUUAGAUUAAAUCUCCAUUGUUUCAUGUCAUGUCUUUUGUGUAUGGGACAGCACCGAAAACGUGGUGUUACCAAGGGUCUUAUUGAGGCGUACAUCCCACAAUUCCGCGCUUUUGUCAGCCUCAUCACAGCUGGGCUUCUGCAAACAACGGCCUUUGCUAAAACAACACUGUGUUAUGAAUAUUAAUCUUGCUGAGUUGAACUAUUCCGUUUGUUAUGAAAGCAAGCCAUUGCCACCUCUUGAUACCGAUACUGCAGUUAAUUAUCCCUUACAUGCUAGUCUCAUUCAGCUUCUGUGUGGGGAGGGAAAAAAAAAGGUCUCUCUGUACCGUUCCCGCGUACAGUUUAAUUUAUUCAAGCCGGAAUAUCCUCAUUCGCUAGCGCGUGGGCCCUUCUUAGCGUAGGAGGGAUAUUUUAGUACCCAAGCCGUCGCAUUAAUUGGCUUUGAAUGAAUGGACUUGAAUUAGCGUGAACCUCAAAAUUUUUCGCAUUCGGUCGCCGAACGUACUUUCGAGCGUUUCGGAGUGUUAGUGACUGGUGUGCCUCACCAGACUUCGUCACAUAGAACUGAAGGUGUCUGUGGUUAUUCUUAGAAAGUGCGUAGAGGAAAAUGGCCAUGUCUGUGAGUAGUCUUCUCCUGGAGAGCUUCAGUACCGACUUCGAUCCUCUUCAACCAUCGCUUUUCAAAGAUUUUGGCGAUGAUCCAGAAGAUUUGAAAUCCAAGAGUAAAGAAGCAACCGAUGACUUAUGGAAGAAUUUUUCAUUUCCGCCGACGCCACCGAUCUCUCCGGCUUGCUCGCCCCCGCACGCGGCGACCGAAGAGGCAAGAGAGCAGCCAGUUUGCUACGGCGUAGCAGAUGAGGUAUUUUCCCUGGACGAAGAAUGCUCGCUGUAUUUCCAAGCCGGUGACCUGAAGGAUAUAUUGAUUAAAGAUUGCAUGUGGAACGGCGCUGCUUUCGAUAAAAACGCGGACAGGAAGCAGCAUCGAUUGAAUUCAAAAACGGACCGUGUUCGUUUGCUGUGCCAGACACCGCCACUAAGCGAAUCUGCGGCAAGGAUUUUGAGCGUGGAUCCAUCAGAAAUCUUUCCCUUUCCACUGAGUGCAAGCCCUGGAAGCGAGCUACGAGAAAACAUCGAUGAGCAAUCGGAUUCCGAAGAAGAGGAAGUCGAAAUUGAUGUGGUUACUAUAGAAAAUUCAAGCAAACGAGAGCAGGAACCCGACGAAGUUAUUGAAACCGAAAGUAUGAAAAUUUGUACAAGAAUCGACGACCCGGCCCCAAAUGAAAGCUGUUCAGAAGUAUCGAGUUCAGAACUGCGGACGGAAGACCCAGAAGGAGACGAGAAAACUGAAUAUGUGGGCAAGAUAAGAACACGUCGGCAUAGAAAAGUGUUAUCCAGCGACGGAUUGAAUUACCGUGAAGGAAAGAAACUUGUUAAGAAUAUCAGUAGCUCUGGAGAAAGCGACGAGUCGGAGAACGACAGUGAAUUCACACGAGCGACGCAUAACGUUUUGGAGCGAAAGAGAAGGAACGAUUUGAAAAUGAAGUUUCAAAAAUUACGAGACUGCGUUCCGGAAUUGAAGGACAAUGACCGCGCACCUAAAGUCUCCAUUUUGCGGAAGUCUUGGGAGUAUAUAAGUCACAUCAAACAAGAAGAAAGUAAACUCCUAACCGAGAUGGAAAAACAAAAGAAAAUUAACGCUGUGCUUUUGAAAAAGCUACUGGCUUUGAAUCAAGCGAACUAGAGACUUUACAAUAGCGGGACGUAAUGUUUUCAUGCCAUUUUAUCGACUUCUUACCGAGACUUUUUUUAAGAACCCGACUUGUGGUGACGAUUUUUUUUUGAAAAUGUUCAUUUGAUUUUCCUAUUCCUACUGGCGCUUGAGUCGUCGAAGCGUAAAUUAUGAUGAAUGACCCAAUUUCGCUGUGCAAUAUUAGUGAGGCGGUAUUUUAUUUCAGAGAGAAUUUCAGAGGACACACUUUAGCAAAGCUGUAGUGUUCGAACUCAAACGUGUAGAACUCAGUUCGAGUUAAUCUUGAAGAUAGAAAAACUGAUUGUAAAUAGGGUUAUAAUUGUGCUGUUUCACUGCGAACAGCUUUGAAACCGGCUUUGUGCACGCUUUGACAAAAGCAAUAGAAUUUCACGAAAAAUUUCGACCAGUCUGACGUAGAUCUAGAAGACACGAUUUGAGAUAGAAAAAAACUUUUCAAAUCCAAAAUAAAAAUAAAGUCUUAACUAUACACCGUUUAUUGAAUGUUACGCUAAACAUCGGCGUAAAACGAUGGCGUUUUUGUCGAGGAAACGUCGAAACAGCGUGUUCUUUGUUUGGCUGAAACUACUAUGCCAUUCAAAACGGAGUGACACUCCUCGAAUGAAUGAGCGCCGCAUUUGCAUGUUUGACUUUACUGAGACGUAGACUAAACUGCAUAAAUUAAAGAUCCAUUAGCCUA
Messenger RNA from Stylophora pistillata, 2949 nucleotides. RefSeq names its product transcriptional regulator Myc-B. Lineage: Eukaryota; Metazoa; Cnidaria; Anthozoa; Scleractinia; Pocilloporidae. Gene Ontology annotation, molecular function: protein dimerization activity; DNA-binding transcription factor activity. Gene Ontology annotation, biological process: regulation of DNA-templated transcription. The record is from RefSeq and is a predicted model, not a curated record.